This is a messenger RNA of Lachancea dasiensis, 2598 nucleotides long. Lineage: Eukaryota; Fungi; Ascomycota; Saccharomycetes; Saccharomycetales; Saccharomycetaceae. The record is from the annotation of a GenBank genome assembly.
AUGGGAUCCAUGAACAAUAUGAACAACAACAGCGGAGUGCACCAACGAGGCACUGGAGAUUUGCAUGCACUGAAGCGGGACAAGCAAAGUAAAGGCCAGGACCAAGCGUUGGAUCCUGAUUUUGAAGUACUUACGGGCCAGCACGGGAACCAGGUGCGCCCUGAGGAAAUGUCACUUGACCCGGUGCUGGACUCGGUAGCGUAUGGAUUGGCAGAUUCAGUAGCACUUCAGGCCAGCGGUGUAGCCCACGACAAUGUAGAAGACUUUUCGCGGGAGUCAUCGGGCCGUUUUGUGCAGAGUGGGCAUUUUGGCCAUAGUGAGCGAUUCGAGCCGGACGAACAUUCGGAGCAACGGUUGCCAUCGCUGGCACAAGCACAUCAACAGCUCCAGAACGAAGAACAACUGCAAACACACCAGCUCCAGCAGCAGGAGCAGCAGGAGCAGCAGUUACAGCCGGGGCAGCCACAUUCUCAUCAGUUCUUGUUGUUCAAUCAGCCUCGUGCCACACAGCAAGACUCCAGCCGGAGCUCGUCAGACCCUGCCUCCAGGUCGUACUCGUCGAAUGGGUGGAUGAACCGCUCUCGGUUUAGGCCGUACUUCAAGAUCUCCAUCUCCGGGGACGCUAAGAUCGCCUCCUGUAUCUACUGCGGAAAGGAAUACAAAGAGGGCGAAUCGACAGGAAACCUUUCCAAGCAUAUAACCAACAAUCACGCAGCAGAGUACAAGUCGCGCGAGCGUGCUGCAUCCAAGGACACCACCCUGACUUCGCUAACAAGCAAAGAACGUUCGCUGCGACUUUCGCCAAAGUUUGUAUCGGAGCUCAACCGCGAGAGUGGAACUUUUGCGUCGGUGGUGCUGAUUACCGAGACGCUGGUGCCACUCUACGUUGUGGAGUCCAUGGGCUGGAAGAUCAUCAACGGGCUGGUGCCUGACGUUUCGCUGAUCGAGACCCGCAAGGCCGUGGUAGAAAAACUCGAUUACUACCGUGAGUGUCUAAAUCAGUCUCUAAAGACUAGCUUAGAGUCUUCUACGUUCCUCAGCGUGCAAUUGUACGUCUGCUCGCGGGAAAAUGGCUUGCGAUACCUCGCAGUGUCCGUGUCUUUUGCCCCCAACAUUUUGGACCACGAACGGCUUUCCACUAUCCAGACUCCAGAGCUGCUCUUGAAUAAUACGGGUGAUCCCGUUAAUGGCCACUUGCUUGAUGUGGUGGAGUUCAACGACAAAGCUAGCGACCAUCCUCUUUUGGCUGAAGGUGUUUUGAAAAUUCUGGACAGGUACAACAUUACGUCCAAAGUGGCGCUGGUGACCAUCGAUCAGCUGAGUCAUAAACUUGGAAUUCAUGACAGUUUAAUGAACGCUCUAAAUUGCAAUCCGGACUCCGUGGUGAAGAAGUAUCUGGGCAACGUUGGCCUAGCCCGCUGUAUUAACUCGGGCCUUGAGGUCCAGUUUGAAAGAGUAGCACAGGACCUGCUGCGGGACGAAGAUUUCCAGCACGAGUACCAGAAGAUAGAAAAGCUAGCAGAGUCGUGGAACAACAUUCCAGGCCUGAAAAGUUUUGCAGACGAGUUGGUUUCCCCCCCAAGGUUUUCCAGUCAAGUUAACGAGGCUCGUUCCGUUUGGCGCCAGGUAACUAAAUUUCUGCGUGUGCAACAACAACUCAAAGAUUGGCUAGACAAUGCAGAACACGAUGCGGAAGCAUCGAUCCUGAAUGAAUUGAGCGCAAACAUUUCCCACACGACACGAGCACUCGAGUUGUUUCGCUACUACGUCGAAUGUUGUUCAGUUUUCGAUAAACUACGUGGGUCCAUGUUGACUGAUGGCAUUUGUUACUUGCCAGAGGGUGUCUUCAUUUCGUAUAAAUUAAAUCAAUUUUACGAUCUGUGUGAAAGUGCCCAAAAUGGCGAGUUCAUUCACAAUGAGGAAUUUGCGUAUUUAAACGGAUCCGAUAGCCUACUACCCGAGCACAAGCAACGAGUUCUCAAGGCCGUGUUGGCCAGUAAAAAGAUGUUCAAAGGUUUUUUCGAUGGUGUCACAGAAAAUCUUACGUUCUAUGUUUCUGUGGCAUUAGAUCCUUCGUCCCGGUUUGAAAACUUGCGACAAUUCAUCUCCGAGGAUGAAUUGAACGGCAUAAUUGGCAAAGUGGAGGUGUCAAUACAGGAGUACUUGUCCAAAUGCGAUCUGUACGAUCACAGCACUACCAAAUCUGGCGGCCAAAUGGCUAACCAGACUAGUAAACGCAAGCGGCUUGGUGAGGGGCCCUCUGAAACUGGCGUGUUUUCCAGCAGCUAUGACGAGUGGACACACUACAAAAACGAAACCAAAAUACUGUCUAGGUCACGUCGCAGUAUCCUGCAAUGGUGGUAUGAUCGACGGGCAAAGUACCCCCAUUUAUUCAGGCUGGCCGUCGCGCUACUUUACACGCAGAUUAGCUCCAAUGAAACCGAAAACAUUUUCUAUGUCACCGAGCACACGCUAAAGGUUUACCAGAGGAGUGUGGGUAGAAUCAACACCCAGAAAGUUAUGCUACUGAGAAACCGAUUCAAAAAUUUCGGCCUGUACAAUCAGGCGCUGCGAUUCGUCAAUCCCUCCAUUGAUUGA